UCUGGAGGGUUUUCUGUUGGAGGAGAGGGGUUAUAUUUUUAUACUUUUCAAGGGUCAAAUUUUGAUCAGAAAGUUCUGCAGAAAAAGAAAUCUGUAAUCAUUUAAGAAAAAGUCCUCUUUCUGGCCAAAGCUAGUAUUUGUUGCACAUGUUAAUGGACUUUAAUCCUUACUGCAGUGCUCAUGGUAAAGAUGAAACAUGAAGAGAAUGGCUGAAAAUGGGCCAAAUGUCAACUGUUUGAUGUAGCAUAAUGGUCUACAGCAGCCGGACUGCUGUGAUCCUUGAGAUAGCACCUCCUGUGGAGAGUUCUGGUGGCAGAUGCUGCUUGCUGUUGUUGCGCGUGUACCGGCUCCCGGUACCCAAGGAAAUAGCUCCCUGGUGCUUCCUGGAGAGCUGCAGUGGAUUUCUCAAAUCAUGCUGAUUUGCCGCUUUUAUUUCUCAGCGUGCCAUGCUAUCUGAAAUAUAAUAAAAGAACAUGCUAAUAUGAUAAGCUCUUUAAUUGUCACUGUGACAAGCAACACCUGUUUUGCUGGGACUUGUGCGAGGAGUCCCUGUGCUCCAUGGCUCUGUUGGGAGGGGGCACUCACUGGGAAGGAGAGAAGAGGAGGAAGGUUUGGCAUUCAUGUAGGGCUUGUUUCCUUUGUUACUAGGAGCACUGAAUUAAUACACUAAGCCUGAGAGUCAUUAAGAUAAAGAACUAGCAGCUUUAAUGAAUAUAUCCAGCUAGGCUGGAGAGCUGCACGGAACUAAUAAAACCAACAUGCUUUGUGCAAAACCCGGGGUGGAUUCACUGGUAGAUGUAAUGGAAGAAGUUAGCUUGUUCCGGACUGUAUGUCUUAUAGCUGUGGCCUCCGGAUUUCUUUCUUAACAAAAAAUGAAAAAGAAAAGAAAUUGGCAUAAACACGAUACUGGACAGACUACAGAGGUCAAGCCUGUACAGAACGGGAGUCAAGUCUUUAUAAAGGAACUUCGAAGUCGUACUUUUCCAAGUGCUGAAGAUAUAGUAGUGAAAGUGCCAGGCAGCCAACUAACAACAGAGUAUUUGGAAGAAAAUGGUUUCACAGAGCCCAUCCUUGUUCCAAAGAAGGACGGUCUGGGUUUGUCUGUGCCAGCACCCACGUUCUACGUCAGCGAUGUUGAAAACUAUGUUGGACCAGAGAGAAGUGUUGAUGUCACUGAUGUCACCAAACAGAAAGACUGCAAGAUGAAGCUGAAGGAAUUUGUGGAUUACUACUACAGUACAAACAGGAAAAGGGUCCUCAAUGUGACUAACCUGGAGUUCUCAGACACGAGGAUGUCCAGUUUCGUAGAACCUCCAGAUAUAGUUAAGAAGUUGUCCUGGGUGGAAAACUAUUGGCCUGAUGAUGCUCUUCUGGCUAAACCAAAAGUUACCAAGUACUGCCUGAUCUGUGUGAAGGACAGCUACACAGAUUUCCACAUAGAUUCAGGAGGAGCUUCUGCAUGGUACCAUGUGCUGAAGGGAGAAAAAAUAUUUUAUCUCAUCAAACCAGCCUCUGCAAAUAUUUCUCUCUAUGAACGCUGGCAAUCAGCAGCAAACCACAGUGAAAUGUUUUUUGCAGACCAGGUAGAUAAAUGUUAUAAAUGCACAGUUAAACAAGGACAGACACUCUUCAUUCCUUCAGGUUGGAUUUAUGCAACUCUAACACCUGUAGACUGCCUGGCCUUUGCAGGACAUUUUCUACAUAGUCUAAGUGUUGAAAUGCAGAUGAGGGCAUAUGAAGUAGAAAGACGAUUGAAAAUUGUCAGUCUAACUCAGUUUCCGAACUUUGAAACUGCCUGUUGGUAUAUGGGAAAGCAUCUAUUAGAGACAUUCAAAGGUUUGCACAAAGCUGGGCAACAACCACCUGCUCAUUUACUCCAAGGAGCAAAAAUUCUCAAUGGUGCUUUCAGGUCAUGGACUAAAAAACAGGCUUUAGCAGAGCAUGAAGAUGAACUACCAGAAAACUUCAAACCAGCACAGCUUAUCAAGGACCUUGCCAAAGAGAUACGAUUAAGUGAGAAUGCUUCGAAAGCCAGCAAAGCAGACACGAGUGCCAACACAAAUGCUGAGGAGAUCUGUCCUGUGGAGAAGGAGGAUGCACCUUCACCCGUCCAAGUGACACCUCCACCCCCACCUGUAGAAAAGCUCCCUAAAAAAAAGACUCCAAAAACUGUGAAAACCCCCAAACAACUCAAGCCAUCCAAGCCUCCUAAACCUCCUAAGCCUCCCAAACCCCCCAAACCUCCCAAAACACCAAAAGUCAAGGGAGAAGGAAAAAAGAAAGGAAAGAAGGCAAAAGAGAGUCCACCGCCAGCCAUCCCGAAUCUUGACUUGCUGGAGGCACACACAAAGGAGGCUUUGACAAAGAUUGAGACGCCAAAGAAGGGAAAGGCUGCAAAGAAUGUUUUAAGCGUUCCUAAUAAGGAAACAGCUAAUAAGCAAAAUGAGGUGGAGAAAUUUGAAGCUCGAGAGCAAAAUAAAAGCAAAACAGAAGCCAAAUGGAAAUAUAAGAACAGUAAACCUGAUUCCCUAUUAAAAAUGGAAGAGGAACACAAAUCAGAAAAGACGCCUUUAUCAGGAAAUAAGGACAACAAAUUUACAUUCUCCUUCUCUAAUAAGAAGUUGCUUGGUUCAAAGGGAGUCAAAACCCAACUGAAUACUAGUGUGUUUGGGUCACUGCAGAAUUUUAAAGAAGAUAAAGCAAAACCUGUACGAGAUGAAUAUGAGUAUGUGUCAGAUGAUGGUGAGCUAAAAAUCGAUGAGUUUCCAAUCAGAAGGAAGAAAAACACUACAAAAAGAGAACUGCCCUUUUUGUCAGAUAAAAAAGACACUUUGCAGCAUACUCCUGUUAAGAAGCCAAAGGUGGAGUCAGUGUCAUAUAAGAGUGAUGACUCGUCAGAUGAAGAUUUGCUUCACAUUGACACAGAGGCAAAGCCAGGGCGUAAUUCCAAAGUAAAGAAAGAGAGCGGAAGUUCAGCAGGAAUUCUUGACCUUUUGCAGGCAAGCAAGGAAGUCGGGGGUUUAGAGUAUAACACCAACAGUCAGCCACCUGCCUCACCCAGCACGCAAGAAGCAAUCCAGGGCAUGCUAUCGAUGGCAAACCUCCAGUCAUCAGACUCCUGCCUCCAGGCAUCCUGGGGUACCAAUCAGGCGAAGAAUAACUCCAUCUCCACACAGAACUCUAAAAAAACAGGCGGCGGUAGUAACAAAAAUGCUGGCAAGCGGUUACUAAAGAAAAGCACAAAGAACAGUAUUGACAUUGAAGAUUACGAUGAAGAUCAGGACCAUUUAGAUGCCUGUUUUAAAGAUUCAGAUUAUGUUUACCCUUCUCUUGAAUCAGAUGAAGAUAAUCCAGUAUUCAAAUCUCGAUCAAAGAAAAGGAAAAGUUCAGAUGACGCCCCUUAUAGCCCAACAGCACGAGUCGGCCCCUCGGUGCCUCGACAAGACAGACCGGUGCGAGAGGGUACAAGAGUCGCCUCCAUUGAAACCGGACUCGCUGCUGCUGCCGCAAAGCUGUCACAGCAGGAGGAACAAAAAGGCAAGAAGAAAAAAAAUACCAAAAAGAAGCUGUCAACCAACAACGCGAACAAACCGGCUCAGGAAGGCAGCUCGCCAGAGCCGAAGCUGGAGUCACAUGCCAGCAGCCUCACAGAUCACGAGUACACCGCAGGGGCCAGCACCUUUGGGGUCGCCCAGCCUAACAGGGGAUCACAGCCGAUGGCACCCGGUGUUUUCCUCACACAGAGGAGACCCUCAUCAUCCUCGCAGAACAAUGCCUCCGCCAAAGGAAAGCGCACGAAGAAGGGGAUGGCCACGGCCAAGCAGCGGCUCGGCAAGAUCCUGAAGAUCCACCGGAAUGGCAAGCUGCUCCUCUAGCGGCCUCCGGGCUACUGCCACCUAACUUUGGCCACCACGACGGCAACCCUUUUAACUUUCAGCGGUUGGAGUGUACAGAAUCCUGCUAUAAAUAUUUUUUAAUAUAGAUGUCCUUUCUCAGAGUGCUGAGAGCGACCAGUCCGCAAAAAGUUAACGCGCCCCCGGCCCGGCCCCGCGGCGCUGAGCAGCGGGAGGCGGUGAGGGGUGGCGGGGGGCGGGCGGGCGGCGGUGCCUGGCUGCCAUGUAGAUGCGUCUCCUGAGGCAUCCUUUUGCUAGAAUGUAGCUUGUACAUAGCUUUUGGAAUAACGACCACCCGUUUUUUAUAAGGGGAAAGUCUCUCUGGGCACCGCCAGCCGCAGCGGCCCGUACCAGCUCUUUGCGUAACUUCUUGUACGAGGAGGGAGACAGUUAUUUUACUAGCACCUUGUGGAGUGUUUCCGUGUUUUGUGACGAUGUAAUUUAUUAAUGUUUGUAGCUUUUUAUAUUUGUACAUUUCUUAUGGGCUUUGUUUAUAUACACACAUUACCGGGGCGCGGCGCCCACGGGGAACCAGAGCCACCCGCAGCCGUGGCGAGGGCCGUGAGGGCCGCGCCGGCCUGGGCGUCGCGCCGGCUUUUUUUAUUAUGAUUAUUAUUAUUAGUAUUAUUAUUUUUUCGCGACAUGUACAUUUCUAACAAAGUUUAUCGUGGCUAUCUAUCUAUGACGGUGUUUUAUUUACCGAUUCAUAUCAAAUGCUCUUGUAUGAAGUUCACGAAAUCUAAGUAAACCUAGAGCAAAGUUUAAAAAAAAAAAGGAAGAAAAAAAGAAAGCAAAGUAAACUAUUUCAGGUUUUGUA
Messenger RNA from Oxyura jamaicensis (ruddy duck), 4710 nucleotides. RefSeq names its product PHD finger protein 2 (gene PHF2). Bases 873 to 3875 code for a protein of 1000 amino acids. Gene Ontology annotation, biological process: protein demethylation; regulation of transcription by RNA polymerase II. NCBI's taxonomy places the organism in Eukaryota, Metazoa, Chordata, Aves, Anseriformes, Anatidae. The record is from RefSeq and is a predicted model, not a curated record. The transcript has 21 exons. Gene Ontology annotation, molecular function: transcription coregulator activity; histone demethylase activity.